AUGUUGGGGCCUUGGGCUUUUGAGGCUCAAGCCGUGGUGACCGAGCACGUGCUGACAGGACCACUAGCUCGCUAUCGCCAUGGCUCCUUGGAUGAGCUUGGCGGCCAGGUGGUGCUAAUGAAGCUCUGUGUCUCAAACGCUUUGGCGGGCAGCAUAAUUGGGCGAGGCGGACACAACCGCGACCAGCUUCAGCUCAUUUCUGGUGGCGCUCGCAUCCAGUUAUCAAGGCCAAAUGAGCUAUACUCUGGCACGUCGGAUAGGGUGUUAGUCCUGACAGGGACCCUGGGUUCCUGCAUAACGGCCCUGUUUGCGAUUUCUGGCUGCCUUGGAAUGCCGGGACCGCUACCGUUGGAGGCCGUUUUUAUGGGUGUCAGCACCCAAUGGAAACUCAUCCUGCCGUCUAGCGUUUGCGGAUAUAUUCUCGGCGCUGGAGGUCGAACCGUGCGGGCCAUCACGGCGCAAGCCGAUGCGAACAUUAGCAUUUCCGCAGAACCUGAUAGGGACGCGGAACUGCCAAGAGAGCGGAUCGCAACGAUUUCAGGCGGCUGCUUGCAAACUCUUCGCGCAAUGGGCAUAAUUGUUGACAAGCUGCUUACCAGGCCAUUUUUAGAGCCGGGUGAGCCUUCGUUCGAGGGGCAGUUUCCAAGCAGUCGUAUGGCCCUCCUGGCGCGGACCGGGCACCUCAGGAAUCCGCCAGGCCUGCUGCAACGACACAUGCCGCCGCAUUUGCUGCAGCAACAACAACAUCAGCAGCAACCGCAACCCCAGCAGCAGCAACACCAGCAGCCACCUACGCUCACGACAGCGCAGGGGCCGCCCCUCUACGCCCAGCCUCCAGCCCCCGGGACGUCUGCUUUUGUCUAUUUUCCUUUGCAGCAGCUGCAGCCCGCCCCAGCGCCGGUGCUGCCCCUGACGGCUGCGCCUGUCGGCAUGGCGCACGCGCCUUUGGCUGUCCCGGUCGCAGCGGCUCCUCCUGGCCCCAGCGCUAUGCGCGCCCUGCCGAGGAUGCCCAGCUUGCCCAUUGCGACCGCUGUGGCAUCUGCGGCCAUGGCGCCGCCUCCGUUGCCCGCCCCCGCGCCCCUGCCCCCCCAUGCUGGCGGUCCGCUCCCGCCGCCUCCUGCACCGCCGGGGGUUCAGCCGGGCCAGCCGGAUGUCUUGGGCCCGCGGCUGGAGGUCAGCAUCGAGGUGCCCGAGAACCGCGUCGGCUUGCUGAUAGGCCGGGGAGGUGAGACUCUCCAUUGGAUGCAGCGCCUGUUGAACGUCAGCAUCAACAUUGCUCGCCGGCCGCCGCCACCUGCUGGCGAGGGUCCGCUGCCCGACGCCCUGCGGCGUGUUACGAUUUCUGGGGCUCGGAACGCGGUCAACAUCGCGCACGCGUUUAUCCUGCAACGUCUGACGGGCUCUCGAGGGGCCGGUGGUGGUGGUGGCGGUGGUGGCGGCGGCGAAGGCCUGGCGCGGCAUUAG
Messenger RNA from Volvox carteri f. nagariensis, 1464 nucleotides. RefSeq lists its product as uncharacterized. The transcript is spliced from 3 exons. NCBI's taxonomy places the organism in Eukaryota, Viridiplantae, Chlorophyta, Chlorophyceae, Chlamydomonadales, Volvocaceae. Gene Ontology annotation, molecular function: mRNA binding. The record is from RefSeq and is a predicted model, not a curated record. Gene Ontology annotation, biological process: regulation of gene expression. Gene Ontology annotation, cellular component: nucleus; cytoplasm. The coding region runs from base 1 to 1464 and encodes 487 amino acids.